AUGAAGUUCAAUACUGUCGCCCUCACCCUGGCUACCGCCGGUACCCUGGUGUCCGCUCAGCACCACCACCAGCACCGCCAUCACCACAAGCGCUCCCCCGACGCCGAGGUCGUCACGGUGCCCGGUCCUACCGUCACCACCUUCGUUCUCGACGGCAAGGUCAUUACCUAUGAGGAGGCCUGCGCUGGUAUCCGCAAGGGAACUUUGAAGUUCUCUGGCAACGUGCCUGCGGAUGUUUGCGAGUCCUCUUCUUCUACUGUGGCUUCGAGCACCACCAGCCCGACUCCCACGGCUUCCGUCCAGGCUGCUGCUGAGUUCAUCGAGGUCGCCGUCAAGCACUCGUCGAGCUCCAGCUCCAGCUCCAGCAGCACCAAGACCAGCAGCUCGUACGCCGCUGCCUCCUCCAGCUCCUCCGCCAGCAGCUCUAGCAGCAGCUCCUCCUCUGCCACCGGUGUGGACAAGGAGUUCCCUGAUGGCGAGCUUGACUGCGACACCUUCCCCUCUGAAUACGGUGCCGUUGCCCUCGACUACCUUGGCCUUGGCGGUUGGUCCGGUAUCCAGUACGUGACCAUCGUCGACGAGAUUGUCGACAGCAUCGUUACCGGUGUCACCGGCGAUUCCUGCAUUUCCGGAGCCAUGUGCUCCUAUGCCUGCCCUGCCGGAUACCAGAAGUCCCAGUGGCCCAGUACCCAGGGUUCUACCGGCCAGUCCGUUGGUGGUAUUGAGUGCAAGAACGGCAAGCUCCACCUUACCAACAAGUCUCUGUCCAAGAAGCUUUGCAUUGAGGGUGUCGGAGGUGUCCACGUGAAGAACACCAUGAGCGAGGAGGUCGCUGUUUGCCGUACCGACUACCCUGGUACCGAAUCCGAGACCAUCCCUCUCGCUGUCUCUGCCAACAGCGAGCUCCACCCCCUGACUUGCCCCAACGGCGCCACCUACUACAAGUGGGAGAACCAGACCACUUCCGCUCAGUACUACGUUAACCCCAAGGGUGUUUCCACCGAGACUGGUUGCCAGUGGGGUAACGGCAGCUCUCCUAUCGGCAACUGGGCUCCUAUCAACCUUGGUGUCGGUUACAACGAUGGCAAGUGGCUUUCUCUGUUCCAGAACAGCCCUACCACCACCACCAAGCUUGACUUCAACGUGAAGAUCGAGGGUGACAACCUCAGCGGUUCUUGCAAGUACGAGGAUGGUACCUUCUACUCCGAGUCUGGCUCCAACGACUCCGGUUGCACUGUUGAGGUUCUCUCCGGCUCCGCCACCUAUGUCUUCUACUAA
This is a messenger RNA of Aspergillus luchuensis, 1278 nucleotides long. It is a transcript of the gene sun1, whose product is annotated as SUN family protein UTH1. Gene Ontology annotation, cellular component: cell surface; fungal-type cell wall. The transcript is spliced from 3 exons. Lineage: Eukaryota; Fungi; Ascomycota; Eurotiomycetes; Eurotiales; Aspergillaceae. The record is from RefSeq and is a predicted model, not a curated record. The coding region runs from base 1 to 1278 and encodes 425 amino acids. Gene Ontology annotation, biological process: fungal-type cell wall organization.